AUGGCAUCCCAGGUACCGGCCGGCGCCGAGGGCACGGUGGCAGGCGUCAUGAUCUACUGCAGCAUCUGCCUCAUCGCCAGCUCCAUGAUGAUCUGGCUCACAUGGACGCAUCAGGAGAGGACGAGUUAUGUGGCCAUGCUUGCCUACUUUGCUACCCUCAGCAUCUUGGCCUCUCUGUUCCAACAGACACACGAUAUUUUGCGCUACCGGAGUCUCGUCGCUGAGCAGUUUGAAAACCGCAAACUCCACCCAGGGAAUCCCGAAAUCGCCAUUGCCAACGGCUCAGUGGGACUGAGCUUGGUUUUGUACUACAUCCAAUACUAUUGCUAUAACGUCGAAGCAUUGAGUGUCAUGUUUUGGGCUGGCUACCUCGCGCAAACUUCCAACACCCGUUCGAAAUGGAAAAAAGUCUUCAACGUCAUCAACCGCGGCGGCAAGGUCUUUGCCGUGCUUUUCCCCCUCACCACCAUUCUUCUCCUUCGCAUUCCUCAAGUGCAGGAGGAUUUCGUCGUCUUCAUUUUGCUGGCAGACCUACCUCUCAUGCUGAGCCUCCUGUUCGGCUGCAUCCUCAUGCUGACCAUCUUUGCCCGAUACGUCAACUCGAAACGCAAGUUUCUCCACUGGGGAGAGGACAGCGGCACCGGCACGUACGGCACGGGAACGGGCGUCGAAUCCACCCUCGACAGCGCCCACCGCCCGGCGACCCGCGACCCAAAGGCCAACAACACCACCACGACGACCGUCACCAGCACCGCGCCCCGCAGGAAGCGCCAGGGCAUCUGGGACCGCUGGCUGAUGCUGCGCUUCACCAUCGGCUUCGUCGCCCUCAGCAUCUUCGAGGUCACCAACACGCUGUUCCAGAUCAUGGCCGUGACCAACGCCACCUCGGACCUGGCCGCCGCCGAGCCGGACCUGUCGCCCGAGCGCGCGAGCGCCGACUGGAUCUUCUUCAUGCCGGGCGUCACGCCGGGCCUCUUCAUCUUCAUCAUCUUUGGCACCACCACCCCGCUGAGGCGGUACAUGCGCGAGACCCUCGUACCCAGGAGAUGGCGCCGGCGCAGCAGCGAGGACGUCGAGGACGGCCGCCGUGGCAAACUGCCGACCCUGCGGAGGUCCGCCAAGGCUCCUACGCCGCCGCCCAAGGACAACGUCCACGUCACCUCCGAGAUUGAGCUUUCCGUGUCGAGCAUGCGGGGGACGUCGCGGAGUGGCAAGAUGAUGAAGGGUGGCGAUGCGGUGGAUUCCAUAAGAUCCGACAGCGAUGAGUGGCCCAUGCUGCCGAUUAUGAAGCACGAUCGGCGGUAG
Molecule: messenger RNA, 1305 nt
Organism: Pyricularia pennisetigena
Lineage: Eukaryota; Fungi; Ascomycota; Sordariomycetes; Magnaporthales; Pyriculariaceae
Exons: 6
Coding region: 1-1305 (434 amino acids)
Source: RefSeq, a predicted model, not a curated record